This is a messenger RNA of Spirodela intermedia, 1836 nucleotides long. The record is from the annotation of a GenBank genome assembly. NCBI's taxonomy places the organism in Eukaryota, Viridiplantae, Streptophyta, Magnoliopsida, Alismatales, Araceae.
AUGACGCCGACGACUCCGGCGCUCACCAGCCAUCCCCUUUCGGAGUCGCCCGCCACCGCCAUUGCCCUCAUCCCCAGGUGCAGGACUACCCGGGACGCCGACCAGGUCCACGCCCGCCUCGUCACUACCGGAGUCCUCCGAGAACCAUUCACCGCCGCCCAUGUCGUCCUCUCUCUCUGCUCCUCCCCACAGGCUCCGCUUCGCCACCUGGCCCGCCGUAUCUUCUUCGGGCCGUCGCAGCCACCGGCGACGUCAAGCUCUGGCGACCCUUUCCUGUGGAACGCCUUCAUCAAGACGUCUUCCCACGGUCCCGACCCCGGCGGGGCCGUUCUCACUUUCUCGCGAAUGGUGGCCCAUGGGAUCCUCCCCGACAGGUUCUCAUUCUCGCUUGUGCUCAAGGCGUGCUCCCGUGCGGCCUUUCUGGGCGAGGGCCUGCAGAUUCAUGGCCUGUUGAUGAAAUCCGGCCUCUAUUCGGAUCUCUUCUUGCAGAAUUCCCUCAUCAGUUUCUACUGCCGGUGCGGUUCUGUCAUGACCGCUCGCCAGAUGUUCGAUAGAAUGCGCAAAAGAGAUUCCAUCUCCUCCAACCUGAUCAUCAACGGGUACUCCAUGAUGGGCAUGAUGCCUUCUGCUCAGGAGAUCUUUGAUCAGAUGGCUAAAGAUGAACGCAGCUCAGUUUCCUGGAACUCUAUGAUCUGCGGGUACGCGCGGAUGGGCCGCGAGGGCAUCGACGCUGCGAGACACCUGUUCGCUCAAAUGCCCGCUCGAGAUUCCUUCUCUUGGAACUCCAUGAUCGACGGCCUCGUGAAGUGCGGGAGGCUGGCCGACGCAGCGGCUCUGUUUGAGCAGAUGCCGGAGAAGAAUGUGCUCGCCUGGGCCAGCAUGAUCUACGGUCACAUGGAAGCUGGGAACGUCGAACUUGCCCGAGCCUUGUUCAACGAAAUGCCUGAUACGGAUCUAAUCACAUGGAACAUCAUGAUCUCCGGGUACGCCAAGAAUGGCUGUUUCAUUGAAGCCCUCUCCCUCUUCCAGGAGAUGCCCUCGAGGGGCAAACUCCUCCCCGACAGCACAACUCUGGCAACCGCCCUCUCUGCGAUCGCCGAAUUAGGUCAGAUCAACGACGGGCUGUCUAUUCACGAGUAUAUUCAGAGAAACCAGCUGCCUCUGGGCGGCAAACUCGGGGUGGCCCUCAUAGACAUGUACUCCAAGUGCGGCCGGCUGGAGAAGGCUCUGAAGAUAUUCGAGAUUUCAGGGCGGAGGAGUGUCGACCACUGGAACGCCAUGAUCGGGGGCCUGGCAGUCCAUGGCUAUGGGCGGCUAGCUCUCCAUCUGUUUCAGGAGAUGGGGAGGCACUCGCUGCGGCCGGACGACAUCACCUUCAUCGAGAUCCUAAACGCCUGCAGCCAUUCGGGCCUGGUGGAGGAGGGCCUGGCUUUCUUCUCGGCCAUGGAGGCCGAGUACAAUAUGACCCCCAAGGUCCAGCACUACGGCUGCGUGGUGGACAUCCUCGGCAGGGCCGGCCGGCUCGAGGAGGCCAGAAGGCUAAUCGAGGGCAUGCCCAUGGGGCCCAACGAGGUGGUCUGGAGAUCCCUGCUCAGCGCCUGCAAGAACCACGGCAGCGUUGGAAUCGGGCAGAGCGCGGCCAAGAAUCUUCUUCAGAUCAGUUCCUGCGAUUCCAGCUCAUACAUUCUGCUAUGCAACAUGUACGCGGGGGUCAGGAUGUGGGCCGACGCUUGCAGGAUCAGAGCGGCGAUGAAGGAGAGGGAGAUCCGGAAGGUCCCCGGCUGCAGCUGGAUCGAGCUCGAAGACUCCGUUCAUGAGUUUCUCGUGGGUGGAUGA